Molecule: messenger RNA, 1674 nt
Organism: Symbiodinium sp. CCMP2592
Lineage: Eukaryota; Dinophyceae; Suessiales; Symbiodiniaceae
Source: the annotation of a GenBank genome assembly
AUGGGGAUCUCUGUCCAUAUGUCGGACAGGUUAUGGCACCUCACCGAGGAGGCUUUUCCGGCUGAGCUGACCCAGAUCCCCACCGCGCUCAGGCAGCGGGCAGCAGCGAAGGCAGAGCCCGCGGUGCUGCGAGUGAGGAAGAUGGCCAGCAAAGGCUGCGCCGUGGUGACGCUCUGCGACCCUGCGGUCGUUGACCUCGCAUGCCGGAUGGCCGUUGCGGUGAUCGAUGGCGUUUGCGUCGAGGUCCGCCGGCACAGCCGACGGUCGAAGCGCGAUGAGCAAGGCGAGGAGGAGCUUGGUGUUUUCGUGGCUUGGGGCCACCGAGUGGAGCGCCGGGCGACCGUCAGUGAGGAGGGCCUGGAGCGUUACUUCAACGGCCUCGCUUUCGUGGCAUCGCCGGCGGCCUUGGAACCGAAAGCCCCCUUUGAGGAGACGCUGCAGAUAUUCCCGCUCUCUUCAUCGCUGCAGCCAACCUUCUGUGAGGUCAAGGAGAUCGAAGCCUCGUCCUCUCUGCUUCAAUCUGGACCGCAUGGGCGACCAGAUCUCGUGAAGUGGCUCUGGGAGACCAAGGCGGGUCUCGACAACCUGUGGAGCAAGCCACCGCCGCCGCUGGCGAGAUCUGUGAUGCAACGGGUGGCUCGAGAUCAGCUCUUCCCGCACUCCGGGAAGGAAGGCAAGGAGCACGAAAACCGUGCGGGAGAGAAGCUCGCAGAGCUUGUCAAGGCUGUGGGUCUCUUGGAUGGCAUCGCGCCAGGCUCAACUUUCUUGGACCUUUGCGGUGGACCUGGUGCUUGGUCCCAGUAUCUUCUUGGGCAGCGCCACCGCGGUUUCGGCUUUACGCUGCGCAGCGGCGCAGGUGCGGAGGAGGAUUGGCAGGCGGAGACCAAGGACGACUGGUACCCAGAUUUGCUCCGCCACCCCCAGUGGCAGCCACUUUGGGGUGCUGAUGGCACAGGUGAUUUGCUGAAGCCCGAAAACCUACUUCACCUCGCACGAUCGCUUCACGACGCCGGGGGUGUCACACUUUGCCUUGCCGACGGAGGGUUCAGCGACAAGGCCAUUCCGCCGAACCUCCUGGAGCUCCACUUCUACCGGCUCCUGCUGGCGGAGCUCCUGACGGCGGCCUGCUGCCUACUACCUGGGGGCCGGUUUGUGUGCAAGCUCUACUCGUCCUUCUCCGCAUCCACCACGGCACUCCUCUUCCUCACGACGAAACUCUUCUCCUCGGUGUGCGUGGUGAAGCCCAUGACCUCCAGGGUGGCAGGGCCUGAGCGAUACCUCGUGGCCACUGGGUUUCAGGACGGGCCUCAAGCAGAAGCUAUUCGGCACGCUUUGUGGAAUAGCCAUCGCCUGGGUGCUGGUCGAAGCCCACUACAAGUGCCGCUCUUCUCGCCUCUGAUUUCGGCUGCCGACUUGCUUCAAGACUCAGUCUUUCUGCCUCAGCUACGGAACAUGGUGGCCACUCUCGCUUGGCGACAGGCGGGUGCGCUGAAGGCGAUCUUGGAUCGAGCGAACGAGUUGGAGGAUAUGGCUUUGGACGUCGCCGCCGACGCCUCGGCAGCCCGAGUGCGGAAGGAGCGCGAGCGUGAGGAGGAGGACAUUUCUGUUGCCGUGCGCCACGUGCCAUCGCCACAGACGAGGUGGAAGCGUGCUACCGCCCAGGCGUGGAUGUAG